CUAAGUUCAGGUAUUUCAAGUUCAUUUUAACUAGGAAGUCGAAUGGAUCACGCGAGAAGUGACACUCAACAUAGUACUUCCUGCUUUAAAUGAUUUUAAUGCUGGAUUUAUUUCAUUGAAACUGCAGUUACUGUGAUAAAAUGCAAAUUCACGUUAUUCUGUCUACUUUGUUUUUUGGCAAUAUAUUAUCUAUUUCCCUGAAAUUUACAUCUUUUCGUCUGAACAAUGAAUGGAGCCUCUACAAGAAAUCAUAUAAUAAAAUAUAUAAGGAUGACAAUGAAGAAUUGCGACGACGAGUGAUCUGGGAAGACAAUGUCCGUUUUAUCGAGCAUCACAAUAUGGCAGCAGAUCGUGGAGAACAUAGUUACUGGCUUGGAAUUAACCAUUUUGCUGACUUGUCAGAGGCAGAAGUGACUCAAAAAAUGAAAGGAUACAAAAUGGCGAACGAUGUCAUAAAUUACAGCUCUACAUAUCUGCAUCCAAACAAUGUCAAACUUCCCGAUAAAAUUGACUGGCGACAACAAGGCUAUGUUACUCCAGUAAAAGAUCAGGGACUAUGUGGAUCAUGCUGGUCAUUUUCAUCGACUGGUGCCCUGGAAGGUCAACAUUUCAGAAAAACAGGAAAGUUGGUUUCUUUAUCAGAACAGAACCUUGUGGAUUGUACUUUUAAGUAUGGAAAUGGUGGUUGUAAUGGAGGGUUUGUGUUCAAGGCAUACCAAUACAUUAAAAACAAUAAUGGAAUAGAUACAGAAUCAUCCUACCCUUAUGAAGGCCGGAAUGGUAGCUGCAGAUUUCAAAAAUCCGAUGUCGGAGCUACAGUUACAGGAUUUACUAUCAUAAAGAAGGGGGAUGAACAGGCAUUACAAUCUGCCGUAGCAACAGUCGGUCCAAUAUCAGUAGCGAUUGACGCUGAUCACAAAUUUCAACUUUACAAGAGCGGAGUGUUUAACGAACCAGGAUGUAAUACCACUUUCACUGACCAUGCAGUUUUAAUUGUGGGAUAUGGUGUAGAGAAUGGACAAGACUAUUGGCUCGUAAAAAACAGCUGGAGUGAUAGCUGGGGAAUUGAUGGAUAUAUCAAAAUGUCGAGGAACAAAAACAACCAAUGCGGUAUAGCGUCUUACGCCAUGUACCCUCUCGUUUAAUAGCAUCUUGUGAGGACCAGACGCCAAUUAAACUUUAAUAGCAUCUCGUUGGGACCAUUGUAUUGCAUAUUAAACUUUCUGUGUGUUUAUAAAUCAUUUUAUAUUGUGCUUGAUUUUCAUAUGUUGAAGACAUAAUCUUUCAAUCAGUUGAAUUGAAGUCUGUAGCUGGCAUGUCUGUAACUGAUAGUAGUCCUUUGUUAAUACAAAUGUAUAAGUUUAUCAUUGUCAUUUUGCUUAGUUUCAUCUUGUACUUAUUCUAAAAUCGGACUCGGACGUCUUUUGAACUAAGUCGUACUGUGCGUUUUGCUGCGUGUUUGUUAUUCCAAAUUGGCUAAAGGUAUAUGGGAAGGCUUGAGAUCUCACAAAACAUGCUUAACCCCGCCGCAUUUUUGCACCUGUUCCAAGUCGGGAACCUCUAGCCUUUGUUAGUCUUGUGUGUUUUGUUUUCAAAUUUUGGUUGAUUUGCAUCUUUUGUAGUUUUUAUGUGACUUCCAUUUCGUUGCAAUAGUAUACAUUAUUGUUUUUGGUCUUUGGUCUCUGCAUGGUCGGGUUUUUGUCUCUUUCCCGUUUCUAUUCUCUAUUCUAUAUGUCAUGUUCUAAAUCCUUGAGAGUCAGCGUCGGGCCAUGGUUGACAUUUCUUUACGAACUGUUAAAACGGACGAUUGGUGUCGUUUUGAACUGGUAAUUUAAAAUGUUUAUUUAUGCUAUGUAAGUGAACACAAUAAAAACUGUUUUUUAUCAAUUUGGAAAGAAUAAUUAUACUGUUCCAACAUUUUGGUAUACAAAAACAAACAAUUCCAAACAUUGGUCGGAGUACAUGUGACAUUAGAUUUGUAUAUAUUUACUGUGUUUUUCAUUAUAUAUGUAUUAUGAUUACCGUCUAUCAUGUUUGCUACUUCCGAAAGAUUUUGUAAGCGGUACUACAUUAAUAUUUCAAUAUCCAUGUGUCUGUAUUGUAAAAAGGUCAAAAUAUGCUAACCGUGAACACAAAUGAGAAGAUUAUGGUAUGAUUACUAAUGAGACAACACAGACCAAAUAAUGUAGAAUAUAUACCAACAAUUACAGAUCACCGUACAACCUUCAAAAAUGAACAAAACUUAUACCGAAUAGUAAUCUAUAAAAGACCCGACAUAAUAUAUAUAAAACAAUUAAAACUAAUACUAACGUUUCUUAUGAGACAAAUCUUCAAACCGACCCAAAAAAAAAGAUAAACCGAUAGGCGGUAAAUGAAUAAAUAUAACAUAUUUGUUUAAUAUACGAGGAUUAGACAAUUGCAUUUGAAUAAUACUGUUUUGUUUGAAAAGUAUUUUAUCUAUAUAUUCAUGUAUUUGAAAGUGAGGACACUUCAACAUUUUAUAAUUUCAAUUUAUAUAGUUUUAUCAUUAAAGGAAAAAUAAAAUUGUUUGUUUUGGUA
Messenger RNA from Mytilus californianus (California mussel), 2559 nucleotides. RefSeq names its product procathepsin L-like. The record is from RefSeq and is a predicted model, not a curated record. Gene Ontology annotation, molecular function: cysteine-type endopeptidase activity. The coding region runs from base 141 to 1145 and encodes 334 amino acids. The transcript is spliced from 9 exons. Gene Ontology annotation, cellular component: lysosome. Lineage: Eukaryota; Metazoa; Mollusca; Bivalvia; Mytilida; Mytilidae.